AUGAUUAUUUUUACUCUAUUCACAAUUAUAUAAUCAUAAAUAGCGCAAUUAUCAUUAAAUGGAGAAGGCCUCAAAGAAUAGCUGCUUCAAAUGAUAGAUGAAAAUUAAUUGGAUUGCCAAACUAUCCAAUUGCUAAUCACCAGAGGAUUUGGACAACAGAUCCUCGAUUUAAUAACAACUGAUUCAAUCAUUCUGGAGUCUCAUUUGCAAUGUGCAAAACAAUCCAUUCAAAAUGAUUUAUUACAAUUGGAAUCACUCAAAAAGAGAUUCACCAAUCAUGAAAAUCAUGUACUCAUCAAACCCAUUAUCCUAUGGGCACAAUCCAGAGCCAAUAUUUUGAUCAAGGUCAAAUUUGCACAUAGAAUCGAUGCUCCUGCUUACAUUAGUGUUAAGAAUCACCAAAUCCAAUACCUCAAUCAAAAUCUGUAGAUUUCUGCAGAAUCCGAUUAGAAUAACAUCUUGACUAAAUUCUACUUAGAGAUUCCCCUCCUUAAUCAAGUUGACAAGACCAUAGGUUGGCAAGUGGAAAGUGUUGGCACCAUGGUUUUGAAUAUCACCAAAAUUGAAUCCAAAUUGUGGUUGCAUCUAAGCAAAAAUAAAAAUGACAAAUUCUAAAUUUGGUGGGACUUAAAAGAAUAAAUUGGUAAAGACAUGGAGGACUUUUCUAAAAUGCUUGACAAUCAAGAAGACCAUCUAAAAAAUAAGAAAAAACAACAAAAAAAAAGUGACUCUUCACAACAAUCCUCGCCUAUUAAAACUAACAUAUUUGUUGCAUUUUUUCUAAAAUUCAAAUAAUGGCUUAAUAAAUGGUUUUGA
Paramecium tetraurelia is the source of this 816-nucleotide messenger RNA. RefSeq lists its product as uncharacterized. The transcript has 2 exons. The record is from RefSeq and is a predicted model, not a curated record. Lineage: Eukaryota; Ciliophora; Oligohymenophorea; Peniculida; Parameciidae.